UGUAAACUUGAGGGCAGGGAUUCUUUUGUUUUUGUCUUUGCAUCCCUAGAACAUGACAUAGUUCUGGCACGGUUUGGGGGGGACACUUAAAUUUUUGUUUUUCACUGUGUGAAGAGCACAGGGGUGAAGGCAGGGUGUGCUGGUGUUUGCUUAUCAUAUGGCUCUGGACCAGGAGUUCCACAGGACACAGAACAUAAUAGAUCCUUUAAUUAAUGUUUAUUGACUGAUUCUGGGGGGGGGAGAGGAGAAUGUACAUUUACACUUUCAAGUUUAAUCUGCAUUAUUAAUAUUUUCUCCAUUGCUUUCUAAUUUCUAUCCCAAUAACAAGGAAGGGUAAUGUUGCCCCCAAGCUCAGGUGGUGCAUUGGAUAGAGAGCCAGGUCUGAUGUGAGGAAGACUCAUCUUCCCGAGUUCAAAUCUGGCUUCAGAUACUUACUAUGUUCCCCUGGGCAUGUCCCUUAACCUUAUUUGCCUCAGUUUCCUCAUCUGGAAAAAAAAGAGCUGGAGAAGGAAAUGGCAAACCUCUCCAGUAUCUUUGCCAAGAAAACCCCAAAUGGGGUCACAAAGAGUUGGGUAUGACUGAACAACCACCACCACAACAAACGUGGCUCACAGACCCUUUCCUCUCAGCAGGUCCAAUGGGAAUAGAAAACCGAACGGGCGUGAUGCAAUUCCAUUUCCGCCCCUUUUCAACAGAUCCCAGCGUGCAGGUUGUCCUAUUUGUGGCCUUCCUAUUGUUAUACCUGGGCAGCCUCAUGGGAAACUUCACCAUCGCUCUCACUGUCUGGAGUGAACGCUCCCUCCACACUCCCAUGUAUUUCUUCCUCUUUGUGUUGGCAGUCCUGGAAAUUGGCUACUCUACCGACAUUGCCCCAUUGACGCUGGCGAGUGUUGUGUCCAUGGGGAAGACGACUGUCUCUCUGCCCAGCUGCGGAGCCCAAAUGUUCUUUUUCAUCUUCUUCGGUGGCUCGGAUUGUGUUCUUCUGGCUGUCAUGGCCUACGACCGCUAUGUGGCCAUCUGCCAUCCACUACAUUAUAAUCUAAUCAUGAGUUGGCAGUCAUGUACGCAGAUGGCCCUGGGAUCCUUAGUGCUUGGGUUCCUGCUGUCACUACCACUGACAGCUCUGAUCUGCCGUCUCCCGUUCUGUGACAACGCCGAAAUCUACCACUUCUUCUGCGACAUGUCUGCCGUCAUGCGUCUGGCCUGUGCAGACACGCGUGUGCACGAAGCUGCCCUCUACAUCAUCAGUGUCGCCGCGGUGGCCAUCCCUUUCCUGCUCAUCUCCAUUUCCUACGCUUUCAUCCUGGCCACUGUCCUAAGGAUGAAGUCAGCAGAGGGACAGCGUCGGGCCAUCUCCACGUGCUCCUCCCACCUCAUCGUGGUCCUCUUGCAGUAUGGCAGCUGCACCCUGAUUUACCUUCGCCCCAGCUCCAGCUACUCCCCAGAGGAGGGCCGGGUGGUGUCUCUGGUCUAUACUUUUUUUUCGCCACUCCUUAACCCCUUGAUCUACAGCAUGAGGAACAAGGAGGUAAAGGAUGCAGUGGGGAGACUUUUGAGAAGACAAACGCCAGCUCAGAAAGCGAAAGCAUUCUUCUCCGAGAAAUGA
Monodelphis domestica (gray short-tailed opossum) is the source of this 1606-nucleotide messenger RNA. Its product is annotated as olfactory receptor 10V1-like. Gene Ontology annotation, molecular function: G protein-coupled receptor activity; olfactory receptor activity. Gene Ontology annotation, cellular component: membrane. Gene Ontology annotation, biological process: G protein-coupled receptor signaling pathway. The record is from RefSeq and is a predicted model, not a curated record. NCBI's taxonomy places the organism in Eukaryota, Metazoa, Chordata, Mammalia, Didelphimorphia, Didelphidae.